This is a messenger RNA of Dendrobium catenatum, 722 nucleotides long. RefSeq lists its product as uncharacterized. NCBI's taxonomy places the organism in Eukaryota, Viridiplantae, Streptophyta, Magnoliopsida, Asparagales, Orchidaceae. The record is from RefSeq and is a predicted model, not a curated record. The transcript has 2 exons. Bases 105 to 617 code for a protein of 170 amino acids.
CACUCCGCUCCUUCCUCCAAAGCUAAAAGCUUCUCCUUUUUCUCACUUCUCUUCUCCCUCUCUCCCACUCCUUAUACCCAAAACCGCUAAAACCGCCACCUUUAAUGGCAAACCUACCCCUCCUAUUUCUUCUAGCUUUCACCUCUCUUCUCCCACCCAUCACCUCCAAAACACCCAUCUCCAUCCACCACCUUCUACUCCAACACGGCCUCCCCGCCGGCCUUCUUCCAAAGGCGGUCGAGUCCUACAAACUUGACCGAACCACCGGUCUUCUCGAGGUCUAUCUCGACCGCCCCUGCUACGCCAAAUACGAUGGGUUGGCCUUCUUCGACCAAGUUAUUCGAGCAAAUCUCAGCUAUGGAGCUCUCCGCGGCGUCGUCGGACUUAAGCAGGAAGAGCUCUUCCUAUGGCUCCCUGUUCGUGGAAUUCUCGUCGACAAUCCUUUCUCAGGCGUUAUUCUCUUCGAUAUUGGCGUCGCUCGUAAGCAGCUCUCUCUUUCUCUGUUCGAGGUUCCGCCGGAAUGUAGGCCGGAGGGCUCUAAGCUGCCGGCGGGAACAAUUCGGGAGAUUUUUAAUGGGCUUCUUAGCAGAAAACAUGGAUUCCAGGAUCAGAGAUAAACAAUUAGUCUAGAAAACUGUUUUUUUUUUUUCUUUCUUUCUCUCUCUAUUCUACCUCCUCUCUAAUAUAUUAACCAGCCCCCUUCUUCCUGUAAGAAAUUUGAA